AUGCCAGAUCCGGAAAAUGUAUCAGCUGAAUUACAGUUGGAAAUUAUUGAAAUGCAAUGCAGUACCCAUUUAAAGCAAUUAUUCUUGAAUUCCACAAAACUAGAUUAUUAUAGACCACUACCGAAAGCUGAAUUCCCAAAGAUCAUUGCUCACGCCCAGAAAGUUAUGGCGAUGUUUGCGUCGUCUUAUGUGUGCGAACAGACUUUUUCAACUAACAAAUGGCGGAAAAACUCAAUCAGAAACCGAUUGACUGAUGAACAGCUUUUCGCACUGCUGAAAGUUGCUUCUUCACAACUGGAACCUGUUUUCGAAAAUAUUAUGGAAAAUGAAAAACAAUUCCAAAUGUCUCACACUCCUAACAAGGCAGAGCCUUCGAAUAAAAGUUAA
Parnassius apollo (apollo) is the source of this 387-nucleotide messenger RNA. Lineage: Eukaryota; Metazoa; Arthropoda; Insecta; Lepidoptera; Papilionidae. The record is from the annotation of a GenBank genome assembly.